AUGCGGCCGCGUUCUCUAGGAUCUCGGUGGUCUCAACUUCAACGACCAGCCAUCUCGUCCACCGUUCCCUCGCGUCGAACUCGAGCCUUUCAUUCCACACGACCGUCGCCAUUUGUCGCAGAGCUACUUACAGUUUCCACCGGCAUUCUUCAUGGCAUCCACUCAGUUACUGGUCUGCCAUGGGUAGCCUCCAUACCCCUAACCGCAGUCGCCGUUCGGAUGGCGAUAGCUUUUCCGCUUCAGAUAUACUCUCGUGUCCAUGCCCGAAAACAAGCAGAUAUAACCCCGCUUCUUUUUGUUCAUCGGAAAAGUUGGGAGUCAUUAAUCAAAGCCCAAAAUAAGAAGGACAAGAUCUACAUGCGCCCGCAGCAAGCGGAGCAAAGACUACGAAAGUACCUGAAACAGAAAACCAAUGAGCUCUACCGAAACUGGCAAAUUAAUAAAUAUGCACAAUUUGUUCCAAUGCUCCAGAUACCAGUCUGGUUGUCUCUCAUGGAAGGUAUCCGGAACAUGUGUGGCGUCAAUUUAGGACUUUUCCGCUAUUUGCUACCGCUACCAGACAAAGAUGGCCAUGCCAUCGAUCUACCGGGUGUGGAACAGACUCUGUCUAAUGAGGGAGCACUGUGGUUUCCAGAUCUGUUGGCCGCAGAUACCACGGGUAUUCUACCCGUUGUACUCGGUCUUUCAAUCAUUGCAAAUGUGAGAUUGGGAUGGAAAACCAAAACACUUGCCGAAGCCUCGGACUAUUCCACGAGGCGCAUGGCUCAAUUCCUGUUUGCGAAAUCAUUAAAAGAAUUCCUGACGGUCAUGGGCGUAUAUGUUGCCUGCACCGCUUACGUUACAGGGAUGCCCGUGGGAAUGAUGCUCUACUGGAUUGCUAGUACGAAUACUGCAACACUACAAACGCGUCUUCUCGAGAAGUUUAUGUUUGCGUCAAAGCCACUGCAGACUGCGACACCGCUGUUCGUCCGCACUUUGAAACCCGGUGAAAAGCCACCACCGACCAAGCCCUUGUUGUCUUAA
Talaromyces atroroseus is the source of this 1023-nucleotide messenger RNA. RefSeq lists its product as hypothetical. Lineage: Eukaryota; Fungi; Ascomycota; Eurotiomycetes; Eurotiales; Trichocomaceae. Gene Ontology annotation, biological process: protein insertion into mitochondrial inner membrane from matrix; mitochondrial respiratory chain complex IV assembly. Gene Ontology annotation, cellular component: mitochondrial inner membrane. Gene Ontology annotation, molecular function: membrane insertase activity. The record is from RefSeq and is a predicted model, not a curated record. The transcript has a single exon. The coding region runs from base 1 to 1023 and encodes 340 amino acids.